This is a messenger RNA of Brachypodium distachyon (stiff brome), 1306 nucleotides long. RefSeq lists its product as uncharacterized. NCBI's taxonomy places the organism in Eukaryota, Viridiplantae, Streptophyta, Magnoliopsida, Poales, Poaceae. The transcript has 4 exons. Bases 141 to 1151 code for a protein of 336 amino acids. The record is from RefSeq and is a predicted model, not a curated record.
AGACAUGCAUAUAUUAUGCCCAUAUAAAAACCCCGUCGCCAAGUACCAACCGCAAAGGCGCCGCCCUUCUCCAAUCUCCACUGACUCUCCCCCAGCAGCCGAUCGGUUAAUCGCUCAAUUCCAUCCAAGAUCCAACUACCAUGUCGACGGCGUCGCUGGGCAUCGCGGCGCUGCUGGACGCCUACUACCGGCGGCGGUUCACGGCAGCGGGGCUUGUCGAGUCCACCGUGGCCCUCGAAGACGGCGCCGCGACGACGACGAUGCACUGCUGGCGCUUCCCUCCUCCUGAUGGCGCGCGCGAGAAGGACAACGACGAUCCCCGGCCCGUGCUGGUCCUUCUCCACGGCUUCGGCCCACCGGCGACGUGGCAGUGGCGGCGGCAGGUGGGCCCGCUCUCGCGCCGGUUCCGCCUGGUCGUGCCGGACCUGCUCUUCUUCGGGCCGGGCUCCCGCACGUCGGCCCAAGGCCCCGGGGCCCGCUCCGAGGCCCACCAGGCCGAGGCGGUCGCCAAGCUCAUCGCCGCCAUCGUCCCCUCCGGUUCCGGCGCGUCGCCGGUGUCGGUGGUCGGGACCAGCUACGGGGGCUUCGUGGCGUACCACGUGGCGAGGCUGCUGGGCCCGGGCCGCGUGGGCCGGGUGGUGAUCGCGAGCUCCGAUCUGCUCAAGGGCGCCGACGACGACCGCGCCCUGCUGCUGCGCGCGGCUGCGGCCGGUGCUAGUAGUGCUGCCGCCGUGGCAGAGCGCGUGGAGGACCUGAUGCUGCCGCGGACGCCCGAGCGGAUGCGGCGGCUCAUGGAGCUCGCCUACCACAAGCCUCGCCGGUUCACCCCGGGAUUCGUGCUCCGCGACCUCGUCCAGUUCCUCUACAGCGACAGCAUAGAGGAGAAGCAGGAGCUGAUCAAAGGGAUAACCCUGGGGGACAAAGAUAAGUUCCAGCUCACACCCCUCCGCCAGCAAGUCCUUGUGCUGUGGGGACAGCAUGAUCAGAUCUUCCCCAUAGAGAAGGCAGUCCAGGUGGCAAGGCAGCUAGGUGCGAAUGCAAGGCUGGAGAUCCUGCAGAACACUGGCCAUAUGCCCCAUGAGGAGGACCCAAAGCGGUUCAACGAAGCUCUCCUCAACUUCUUGCUACCGCCUCCAAGUUCUGCGCUGUGAUGCAAUUAGAGUUCCUAAUUUAAGCCCAAUCUUUACCUAAAGGUUAUGUAAAGUUAGUUCUUUGUUGGUUCGUCUUCUCGACGAUUCAGGUUCUUCAAGGGAGGAAAUGUUAUACCAAUGGGAAAAAUAUAUAUACAAAUGCUCUGUUUGUUUCC